Chenopodium quinoa (quinoa) is the source of this 2609-nucleotide messenger RNA. RefSeq names its product protein HOTHEAD-like. Gene Ontology annotation, molecular function: oxidoreductase activity, acting on CH-OH group of donors; flavin adenine dinucleotide binding. NCBI's taxonomy places the organism in Eukaryota, Viridiplantae, Streptophyta, Magnoliopsida, Caryophyllales, Amaranthaceae. Bases 621 to 2357 code for a protein of 578 amino acids. The transcript is spliced from 5 exons. The record is from RefSeq and is a predicted model, not a curated record.
UUGCAACAAUCAAUUAAUCCACCACCUAAGCAUCUCUCUUUCUCUCUCUCCUAUCAACCUCUAAAAAUGUGACUUGUUGAGAGGGACAAAAAGAGAGAGGGAGUGUGUAUGUUUGUACAAACAUUUUGCUAAUUCUACUCUCUCUUUCUCACCCCCCCCAAAAGAAAAAAAAUCCUUCAAAUUCGAUCGGUAUCCAUAUACUCCACGUUGUGUAAGUUGUCACACUUACUAAAUAAAAAUAUUUUAUAUAUUCACUCAUAAAUUUGUGAAUUUUUUUUUUCUUAAUUACUAGUAGUGGUAUAAUAUAGUUUCGAAAUAUUUGCCUUAAAUUUUUGGGAGGGUGUUUAAAACUUUGGUAUAUAUAUUUAUAUAUACAUAUAUUUUGCAUCAUCUUUGUAGUGGGGUAGUAUUUUUAGGCGUCCAAAUUGAUCGUUAAUUAGUUACUAUAUUUGGACUGUCUAGUUAUAUUUUAUUCUUAGUGUAUUCUUCUCGUAGUAUAUAAUAAGUUCAGUUAUUAGUCAUGCAAUUUAAGUAAUAUACACCAAAAACUUCUAAUUCUUGUUAGUUGAUUUUGAGUGUUACUAUUAUAGAUAAAGUUGCUUGAAAAGAUUUUAACAGAAAUGAGUAAGUCAGUUGGAAGGCUAAUUGGGUGGUGGAGAGUGCUGGUUGCUGCUUCUUUCUUUUUUCAUGGCCUUUCUUCUUCAGAUAAAGCUCCCAACUAUAGCUUUGUCCAUAAUGCAACAACGGCACCACCAACCUCCUAUUACGACUACAUAAUUGUCGGGGGUGGGACGGCCGGGUGUCCCUUAGCUGCAACGUUAUCCCAGAACGCAACCGUGUUACUCCUGGAGCGAGGGGGCUCACCGUAUGGAAACUCGAACAUAACCCUACUAUCCUCCUUUGGGUCCGCCCUCUCGGACCUCUCCCCAACUUCCCCGUCCCAACGAUUUAUAUCCGAGGACGGGGUCAUCAAUGCAAGGGCCCGUGUCCUAGGGGGCGGGUCCUGCCUCAAUGCCGGGUUCUACACCCGUGCAGGACCCGGCUAUGUACGAGACGUGGGGUGGGACUCACGUCUCGUAAACGAGUCAUACCACUGGGUCGAGGACGUGGUGGCGUUCGAACCCCCAAUGAGGGAAUGGCAAACAGCCGUUAGGGAUGGUCUACUACAAGCUGGAAUAGUCCCUAAUAAUGGGUUCACUUAUGAUCAUAUUAAUGGGACUAAAGUUGGUGGGUCCAUCUUUGAUAAAGAAGGAAAUAGGCAUACUGCUGCUAAUUUGUUGGGGUAUGCUAAUCCCCAAGGAAUUAAUGUGCUCUUACAUGCUACUGUCCACAAGAUCUUGUUCAAAACAAAAGGGGUGGCGAGGCCACAAGCCCACGGGGUGCGAUUCGUGGAUGCGCAAGGGGUACGACACACAGCCUACUUAAAGUCCGGGUCUAAAAGUGAAGUCAUAAUUUCAGCUGGAGCAUUAGGAAGUCCACAAUUGCUAAUGCUUAGUGGAGUUGGGCCAGCAGAUCAUCUUAAGUCCCACAAUAUUAGCCUAGUUUUGGAUCAGCCCAUGGUUGGGCAAGGUAUGAGAGACAAUCCAAUGAAUGCAAUUUACAUCCCUUCUCCUCUCCCUGUGGAGGUCUCCCUCAUCCAAGUCGUCGGCAUCACCCCCUUUGGUAGCUACAUUGAGGCUGCUAGCGGCGAGAACUUUGGUGGAAGCAACACUCACCCAAGAGACUUUGGUAUGCUCUCUCCAAAGAUUGGUCAACUAUCAAUAGUACCACCAAAGCAAAGAACCCCAGAGGCAUUAGCCGAGGCCAUAGAGCAAAUGUCUAACCUACCAGACAUAGCCUUCCAAGGCGGGUUCAUAAUCGAAAAAAUAAUGGGUCCUAUAUCAACAGGUCACCUCGAGCUUCAAAGUCUCAACCCAAACGACAACCCAUCAGUAACCUUCAACUACUUCCAGGAACCCGAGGACCUACAAAGGUGUGUGCAAGGGCUCCAAACCAUAGAAAAAGUGAUAGAAUCGCAACCAUUUUCUAAGUUCAAGUAUCAAGGUAUAUCAGUUCAUACACUCCUCAACAUGACAGCUAGUACCCCUGUAAACUUGCUGCCUCACCACGCCAACGUAUCAACCUCGCUCGAGCAGUUCUGCAAGGAUACAGUCAUGACUAUCUGGCAUUACCAUGGAGGUUGUCUAGUCGGAAGAGUAGUGGAUUCGGAUUAUAAGGUUAUUGGAAUCGAUUCAUUACGAGUCGUUGAUGGAUCCACCUUUUAUUACUCCCCUGGGACUAAUCCUCAGGCUACUGUUAUGAUGCUUGGAAGGUACAUGGGAGUUAGGAUAUUAAGAGACAGGUUAGAAAGCCAAUGAGCUAAACAAUCUUUAACAAAGAUCAAUGAUCAUGGAUGAUUAUUACCAGAUGAUGUAGUUUAAUUUGCUUUUAAAAAAUCCCAUUUUGUUGUUCUCAAAACAAAAUUUGAGAUCUUAAAUUGUUACUGUAAUAAUUGUAUCUCAUAUUCGAAAAGUAUUAUAUAUAUAUAUGCUACAAGAUUUGUAAUAUUCAGCAUUAUCAGCAACUUCCAACUUUGUUCAAUCUAAUGAGAAUACGGAGUAUCUAAUUUA